AUAUUACGGUUCUACCCCAUAGCUUUGUUUGGAAAAAAAGAUUAAAAAGAAACACAGCUAAAGUGGUAAGGCAGCAAAACAAACCCAGCUCAGCCAUUUGCCCCUCAUAUAUUCUCUCUCUGCCUGCUUCUCCUUUUUUCAGCUCAGAAAGAAGGAAACCUUUUCUCCGGCAGAGAAACAAAGGGUCAGUUUCUAUCUUUUUGAUGAAAUGGAGGCUGACAGUAAUCCUAAAAUAGUUGCGCCAUUCGUUGCGAAAACUUACCAGAUGGUUAAUGAUCCCAUGACUGACGGUUUGAUCACUUGGGGUAAAGCUAAUAACAGUUUCAUAGUCAUCGACCCUUUAGAUUUCUCUCAAAGGAUCUUGCCUGUUUACUUCAAGCAUAGCAAUUUUUCUAGCUUCGUUCGCCAGCUUAAUACUUAUGGUUUCAAGAAGGUGGAUCCAGAUAAGUGGGAAUUUGCGAAUGAGUGGUUCCUGCGAGGGCAAAAGCAUUUGUUGAAGAACAUAGCGAGAAGAAAGCAUAAUAAAAAUCCAUUCAUGCAACUGAAAGCUGAGGAUUUAGAGGACGAAGAAAUAAUGAUGGAAAUAGCGAGGCUAAAAGAGGAGCAAAAGUCGUUGGAAGAAGAGCUGCAAGGGAUGAACAAGCGUUUAGAAGCCACUGAGAGACGCCCGCAACAAAUGAUGGAGUUUCUUUACAAAGUCGUUGAAGACCCUGACCUCCUUCCUCGUAUGAUGCUUGAAAAGGAACGGACAAGACAACUUAACGCCGACAAGAAGCGACGGUUGACGAUGAUGCCCUCCAACUCAUCAUCUUCAAGCCUGGCCGUUUCUAAUAAUUCAGUCAAGUCCGAAGAGGAAGAAGAUGGACAUCCAGGAGUAAUUUCGUCCCCAGAAACUGGAUUCGAUAUGGAAAACAACUUUUAUCGCUCAAGUUAUCAAUCAUCGCCGUCGCCUGAUCAGGACUCAAAAGAAUUGUUGGGGCAAAAUAGACUACAUGAGGGGCAACUCAUGAACUAUGGUUGCGCCGCAGUAACAACUCAAUUGCCGGCGGUGAUGGUGGCUCCGUCGGUGAUUGGGAACGGCAUGGCGGUGUCUUCGUCGGGGACGACUAGUGUAGCAGGGUAUGGUGAUAGGAGCGGGCAACUGGGUUAUUUCGGAGAAAUGGCGGCGCCUUGGAUGGAGGCGCGUCCACGACCGCCUUAUCCAUUUUCGCUAUUAGAGGGUGGCUUUUAGUUGGUUGCGUCACAUGAUAUAUCUUGGAUUCUAUCUUUACUACUGAUUUUUUUUUUUUAAGUUUUAGAUUUUGCAAAUUUCAUUUCAUAUAUCGGCUUUUGUAUAUAAAAUGAUUUAAUUAUAAGGUUAACAAAAAUCUUAUUUUAUAA
Messenger RNA from Gossypium arboreum, 1380 nucleotides. RefSeq names its product heat stress transcription factor C-1-like. The transcript is spliced from 2 exons. Gene Ontology annotation, cellular component: nucleus. Gene Ontology annotation, biological process: regulation of transcription by RNA polymerase II. The record is from RefSeq and is a predicted model, not a curated record. Gene Ontology annotation, molecular function: RNA polymerase II cis-regulatory region sequence-specific DNA binding; DNA-binding transcription factor activity. The coding region runs from base 209 to 1231 and encodes 340 amino acids. Lineage: Eukaryota; Viridiplantae; Streptophyta; Magnoliopsida; Malvales; Malvaceae.